Rhizopus microsporus ATCC 52813 is the source of this 4340-nucleotide messenger RNA. RefSeq lists its product as uncharacterized. Gene Ontology annotation, molecular function: protein binding. NCBI's taxonomy places the organism in Eukaryota, Fungi, Mucoromycota, Mucoromycetes, Mucorales, Rhizopodaceae. The coding region runs from base 113 to 4087 and encodes 1324 amino acids. The record is from RefSeq and is a predicted model, not a curated record. The transcript is spliced from 8 exons.
AACAAUCCAUCAAUUUUUAUCUUUUUUUUUUUCUUCUUUGCGUAGUAAACCUACACUGUUUCUUUUUUCAGAAAAAAGAAAAGCAAAAGAAAGCACCCAGACAAGAUAGUUUAUGGUUUCGAUCUUUAGAGUCAUUCGAGAAAACAAUGUCCAAGUCUUAAAUCAACUGAUUGGUUUAGCCACUGGAGAAAUAUCCAUCACAAACUACAGUAAUGACUAUCUGUCAAAACAGGAUCUGAUCAGUCUUCAACAACAAUUGAAAGCAGCAGAUUUAAAAUUAUUUGAUCUCAAUAAAAGGUCAACUAAAGGCAGGACAGCUCUUCAUGUCGCAGCUACUUGGAACCGUGUCGAAAUUGCAAAGUUACUGAUAGACUGUCCACUGGUGGAUGUCAACUUGCAGGAUCGAGAAAACGGUUGGACUGCUCUACAUCGAGCACUUUAUAUGGGCAAUAUCGAAAUUGCUCGAAUGCUACUACAAAGGCGUGAUAUAGAUAUCCAUAUCAAGGACUGGGAGCAAUUAGGAGCCUUUGAUCUAUAUGACAUGACAAUAUCAGGCGCAUAUCCUAAAGAGAGAGGUUUAGGAGACAAUUCAAAAAAACCAGAUAGAGCAGAUGACGAUGACAUCUAUAACCUAUCAAACGAUGACGAUGAGCCUACCGGAGGCACAGACGUUUACAGUUGGGGUCAAAACACCAAUUAUGUCUUGGGUCACCCCGACUCCGAGAACAGAAACCGACCGGAACGUGUGCAGCUCCAGCUUGAUUCACAGCAGAACCCAGCAGUUAAUAGACCACCUUAUGUGAUCGAAUCUGUCAUGAUGGCUAAAUACCACAUGGCUGUUCUAACAAGCGAACUAAGCCAUAACAUGCUAGUCUGUGGGUUUGGAAGAGGUGGACGUCUUGGAUUGGGCAAAGAUAUCGAUACGCAGUUGGUGCCUGCGCCUGUACCUUGGUCAGAAAGAAUUGUUACGGCUGCACUGGGUCGAGAUCAUACUCUUGCAGUGACAGAAAGUGGGGCGGUCAUUAGUUUUGGAAGUAAUGCGUAUGGACAAUUAGGGUAUGAGACUGAGAUCGGCAACAAAAAGGAUGAAGCGCCCAUGCAACUUGUACCACGAAAGAUCCAAGCACAGAAUCUUAAAAAGCAGCCCAUUAUUGGCGUGGCUGCAUCAAGAGUGCAUUCCGUCAUUUAUACCAGUAGUGAUCUCUUUACCUUUGGCCUCAAUCAGGGUCAAUUGGGCUACAGUCAAAGCAACAGUAACGAAACAUGUCAGACAACACCAAGAAAAGCUACUCUGUCUAUCCCAACAAGAGUGUUUAUGCCUGCCAAGAUACAGCAGGUGAUCGCAAAUGAUAAUGCCACUGUGAUCUUGACUGAAACAAGCGAUGUAUACAUGCUCUGUAAUUACACUCAGCAAAAACUAUUCUUUCCAUUCAACGCAUAUCCUUCAAAUAUCAAGGUUUACAAGCCUGCUAUCUGUUAUAUCGUCAAGCUAAUUUCAAGUGGAACAGAAUACCUAGGCGCGCUCACAAACCUUGGCCAUGUAUUCAUUUGGACAUGUAAAUCGACCACGAAGCAAAGCGCAAACAACAAGAAUCCCACCAUUAUUUCGGCGCCUCAGUUAAUCUGGGCAACCGGAAGAACACGUCUGAUGGCAGUGGAUGCAAGUAUAGGUCAAUAUGGCGAAGUAAUUAUCUGUACUGCGUCGGGUCGUGUGUUCAUGGGGCGUCCUGAAUCAGGCAAAUACAAAUUUAGUGAAAUGCCUUACAUACAGAGAUGUAUUCGAGUAUGCGCCAACUCCAGUGGAGCAUUUGCUGCUAUUCGUUCCGAACAUCCCUUGCAACCAUCUUCUCCUGGCCCAUCAAUGCUCAAGCAGGAUCUAUAUCAAUCAUUGCCGCAUGUGACCAGAGGAAGAGAACUGGAAUCAGAGAUAGAUGAUAUCAAAAACCAAAUGAAACAUGAUCUCGCAGACAUACCUGAAGAAGAUAAAACGAGUCGAGCAUUGAUCCAGCAGAGGUUUGAUGAACAAAAGAAGGCAAUAGUGGGUCAAGCUUGGAACGAUAUUAUGCAAAGAUCAAUGGAUGAUAGAACUCUAGAUACAGUAUUUAUUAUAGAAGAGAAUAGACGUCUUUACUGUCACAGCUCCGUCCUGGCGACUCGAAGCCACAUAUUUAAGCAGCUUGGAAGAAUGGCUGAUAAGCAAAUUGGCAAUUUUAAAAUUCGUCUCGGUAAAGGUAAAGAUGGACGCAUUCAAAUUCACAUCGAACGGUGCGAACUGGCUUCUCUACUGUUGAUGUUUGAUUAUAUAUACUCAGACGAGUAUGAGCAUCCGAUGAAAGUCUUUUUUGAAUCGCCUGUUCUUAGUCAAGACCGUGCUACAGACACAAGAAAGAUUCAAAAAGAUUUGGUUGAUUUGGCCGAGCUGUUUCACUUGCCUCACCUACUGGCGUCUGCACAAUCUUCGUUUAACCAUCAGUCAACACCUUCAUUGCUUCACAGUUUACAAAUGCUCAUGGACUAUCGUCCAGAUGUGAUGCUGAAGACUAGAGAUAAGCUCAUUCCCUGUCACGAGGUCAUCCUGCGUCAACGGUGCGUUUUCUUCAAACACCUGCUGGCACCACAAUCUAUCUGGACUGCCAAAAGAAGAGAACAGCAAAAGGAUUGUAUUGAGGUUGAUAUGGAGCACAUGUCUAGUGAAAUUGCAGAGACGAUACGACAACAUCUGUAUCUGGAUACAGAUGCACCCGACUUAUUUGAAUUCAUUCAAAGAGAUACUGAAGAUACCAUGCUGCAGUUCCUGCUAGAGCUUUUGUGUGAAGCAGAUGCACUUUUGCUAGAACGAUUAAAAUUAAUUGUAGAAAAUGCUCUUAUUCCAUUUAUUAAGCUUCGAACAGCUACUAGUAUUUUGGAGCACGCUGAUAUCUAUUGCGCCAAUGUCUUGAAGCAAAGGGGGUUGGAGUUUAUAAAGGUCAAUCUAUCAGUUUUCUUACCAUCAAGAAUGCUGGACCGUUUACCGUCAUCUUUGAUUCAUGAACUGGAGAAUCUUGUUCGCAUUUCGCAAGCAGAGGUAUGCCCAUUGGCUACAAGGGGAGACUUUAGCGGCACAGACAUGAUCGAUGCUACAGAAAUUGAAGACGAUGAAUUUUCAACGUCUUUGUAUGCUUUGAGUCGAGGCAAUGGUACACUGACAAGUGCCUAUGAUGAGAUCUUGGUGACACUGUAUCCUGAAAGACCUGUGAGUAAUGCAGAAACAAAGGAAGAGCAGGAAAAAGAAAGAAAUGUGGAUAAACGAGCAAACAAAUCAAAGAAAGCUGUUCGUAUUCCUUUACAAGAACUCAUUGAAGACACUCAAACAAACAUUGCGUAUAAUUGGGUAUCUAGCCAUGAACCUACCACAGGUGUCAGGCCGUCUUUACGCGAAAUCUUGGAAGAAGAACAUCAAACGACCGAUACUGUAUCUAAAUUAGCAAAGUCUUCUUUACCCAAAAAGAUAUCACAAAAAGAAAGAAGAAAGUUACAACAACAGUUACAAGAACCUUCAUCAUCCUCAUCUCAUCAAACAAACAAACAUGUGUGGGGCAAAGUAGCUCCAGCUCCAGUUAAAUCAUUUGUAAAAACGAUGGAAGAUGAACAACAACAACAACAACAUCCUCAACAGCAAAAACAGAAGCAGCAACGUGAUCUGGAUACAAAGGGAAAGAAAAUAUAUGUAUCCGAAGAAGACUUAUUACCCCCUGUAAGAGAAACCAUACCAACCACAGAGUCAAAAGAAUCAGCAUAUGAUCCUAUUGAAAGAAUCAGUUCCACAUUUAACCUUACGCCAAUUCGUCGCUACAUUAAGCGAGCCUCAUUACAAAAUCAUGAGUCGACCAUUCAGUCAUUUGAGACGAUUCAGAAGCAGCAGGAACUAGAAGAUAAUUGGUCAAAGAACGGACAGCCCAAGAAAAACUUGCUGAGAAUUCAAAAGGAAGAACAAGCUAUUGUAGGCUUAGAGCAGUAUUAUAUUCAGUCACUAGAUGUGAUGAGUGGAGAGUGGUGUGAGAUACAUAGAAUAAGUCCGCAAAAGAAAAGCGUACAUAGAAAUAAAUAGUUUAUUAUUUCUUUAGUAAACUAUGAACGACAUGAGACACCUUGAGAUUUUUUAAGUCCGUAUAUGUUUGUCCAGUGCCCACAAAGUAAAUAGGCUGGCCAGUGAUGUAGGUCAUGGAAAGGGCAGCACCUACUUUAUCAUCAAUCGUAUCAAAUUUGGUUAGGAUCAUGCCGUCGAUAUGUCUUGGAUUCUGUAAACCAGAAAAAUCCUUGAGCGCUUGAUUGAAUUUGGUUAAUUGGUCUACUGCUUCAUU